Messenger RNA from Haliotis rufescens (red abalone), 1661 nucleotides. Its product is annotated as alpha-(1,3)-fucosyltransferase 10-like. Gene Ontology annotation, cellular component: membrane. The coding region runs from base 333 to 1622 and encodes 429 amino acids. The transcript is spliced from 6 exons. Gene Ontology annotation, molecular function: alpha-(1->3)-fucosyltransferase activity. The record is from RefSeq and is a predicted model, not a curated record. NCBI's taxonomy places the organism in Eukaryota, Metazoa, Mollusca, Gastropoda, Lepetellida, Haliotidae.
CAAAGGGGACAUAUUAACUCCAUGAACAAGUGAAUACAACGUGCCCUGACAACUGCCACCCCGGGGGGACACACUUCCUCUUUGUGCAACAAUCCCAUGGGGACACCCCGGUUUAAACUACCCCGUCACACUUGAUCGGGCACUGGGACACACUCGGCCUGUGUGUGUGUGUGUGUGUUGUCAACAAGGGACGUCUGUUCUCCACGUUUCUACUGAGUUGUUUGAUGUAGAUAUUUAUUACACAGGCCUCCGCCGUAGCGUGUUGUGUAAGGAUGUAACUGGAUGUUACUGUGCUCCGACGUGAGGUGUCUGACGUCAGGGGGACCAGAGCCAUGUUUGUGUCCCCGAGACAACUUCGUCUAGCAGUCUGCAUGAUUACAAUGCUGAGCGGCGCAAGUGCACACAGUGACAAAAAUCCAGUAAUCCUGUGGUGGGACCCUAUGGGUAACAUUGACCGACAUACGACAUGUGGGAACUGCACGUGCCAGGUCACUGCCAACAGAGCCCGGAUGACGGAACAAAGUCACAUGGCAUAUAUUUUUGAUGGUACUAGCUUUGGAGAGACGGGAUUUCCAUUUCCAAGACAACGUGGGCAUAUAUGGGGUCUGUUUAUGAACGAAUCGCCUAAAAAUAAUGAAUGGCUUAUGAGCCAAGAUGAUGUUAUCUCCCUUUUCAACUACACCUCGACCUUCCGAAGAGAAAGUCACUGUCCGUUUCCAACACAGUGGUUAGCAGAUAUUGACAAUUUGAUUGACGUAACCUAUUUAGUGCGGACGUCAGAGAAGACAAGGCUGAGGAAAGAAGGACUAGCGCCAAUUAUAUUUGUUCACACUGAUUGUUGGACGCCGUCUGAUAGAUCGAAGUACAUGAAAAUGUUACAGAAAUAUGUUCCAGUUGAUUCUUACGGACCCUGUGAACAUAACAAAGAUUUUCCAAACAGUACCAUCAUUGGCAACAUGGCCGGGAUGCUUGCCCCCGAGUUUUACAGAUUCGUCGCACAGUACAAGUUCGCGUUUGCCUUCGAAAACGCCGUGUGUCAUGAUUACAUAACGGAGAAACUGUGGCGCCCACUGAUAGCGGGGACUGUGCCUAUUGUGUUCGGGUCGCCCACUGUGAAGGAUUACCUUCCUGCUGAAAAAUCCGCCAUUGUGAUAACUGACUUCAAGAACAUAGAGGACGUGGCUCGCCAUAUUAACUACCUGGACCAACACGACGAGGAAUAUGAAAAGUAUUUACAAUAUAAAAAAACUGGAAUUAAAAAUAAAUACCUGUUGGAAGUCAACCGAAAGACGAGACUGACUGAUGGGACAGGUAUUUUCAGAAAGUUUGAAUGUUUCCUUUGCCAAAAAUUGCAUGAUGCCAUCAGAAAGCAAGAUGAGGAUGCGCCUGUUUCCAAAGGGGAGAGACGUCAUUACGGUUGCCCUGCGCCGAUGUCGUUUAAUGUUGAUGGACACUAUGUUGUGCCGAGAAACUCUAGAAACAGUGCCUACGAGAAAGCAAGACACCGAUCUAAAGCAAUUAAAUAUUUUCAUGACCGAAAUAUCAACGCUACCUUUGAUGACAUAGAAAAUUAUUCCAAAGAUUUAAGAAAAACAUGCCACUAUGUGCACGACGAAUUGUAAUGCUUCCCCACAUCAUUAAACUGAAUGCAGCGUUCGUCA